Messenger RNA from Aegilops tauschii subsp. strangulata, 2552 nucleotides. RefSeq names its product dirigent protein 5. Lineage: Eukaryota; Viridiplantae; Streptophyta; Magnoliopsida; Poales; Poaceae. The record is from RefSeq and is a predicted model, not a curated record.
AUCCUCACUUAGCAGUGCUCUACUACAUCACAACUACUUGACCUUUUGCAGCUUACGCUCAGUAAACAGUUGCAUUGUCAACAAUGCAAGGGCUCACAGCAUCUUCCCAGCUGUCACUGGCCGUCGUGUUCGCGGUGUUUCUGCUGGGCUCGGCGGACGCCGCCCACGGCCUGACGAGGGUCGUCUCCAGCAGCUCUGACGAGCCCUGCAACGAGAUGACGCUCUAUUACCACGACAUCCUCUACAACGGCGUCAACAACACGCGGAACGCGACGUCGGCCGCAGCCACCAAGCCCACGGCGCUGAGCACAACCCACUGGAAGAAUGGCACCUACUUCGGCACUCUCGUGGUGUUCAACGACCCCAUGACAGUGGGGAAGGCGCUACCCGUGGCGGGGGAGGAGCCCGCGGCGCGCGCCCAGGGCUUCUACUUCUACGACAAGCAGGAGUCUUACACCUCGUGGUUUGGCUUCUCCAUUGUCUUCAACUCCACGGCGCACAAGGGCACCAUGAACCUCGUCGGCGCGGACCUCAUGGACGACAAGACGCGGGACCUCUCCGUCGUCGGCGGCACCGGCGACUUCUUCAUGGCGCGCGGCAUCGCCACGCUCCGUCUCGAUGCCUCCGAGGGAACCGUCUACUUCCGUCUGCAGAUGGACAUCAAGCUCUACGAGUGCUAUGUUUGACGAAUUAGGGUGACACAUCCAUUGACGGUGUGUGUCAAUAAGGAUGCUGUUGUUUUCUAUGCUCUUCGAUUUAUCUUCGUGUGUGAGGGCCGGUUUGUGUGUCAUUGUCGCAUACGUUGAUAAGUAUGCGAAAUGCACUGUAUUUUUAUUCGUCUUUACUGUUUACUGUGUAAGUGUUAGUUUAGGGGAGGUAUCUCUUCUACAUAUUGUCUAAAAGAAGAUUUCUAAGUGUUGGUGUUAUUUCAAUCCACAGUAUCAGCCUUUUAUUUUUUUCCGGAAUGCAAGGAAAAACCCUACAAAUGCCAUCUUACUGUUGAGGAAGUACAAUAAACUUGAAGAUUUUGUUAGUAUAUUAACUAGCACAGCCGCCUGCACAGUCUAUGAACAUCACCAUCAGCAAUGUAGAACAAUAGGUGCAUAUCCGUCAUAGCUACGUAAAUAUUCACUAUGAAAGAAUCAUAUGGCCAUAAAGGUGUGAACUGUAGCAUAUGAACGUGAAUAGUGCUUAAAUAAUAUUUUGUAUAGCUUUGAGCCAAGUUUUCCCUAACAUGAUAAGAAAAAAAAAGCAAAUAAAAAACCCACAAGGUUGAAAUUCACAAGAAGCAAAUGGUCCCCUAAACAGUUACCGGAACAGAUAAUUCUACCGAGAAAUUAGUUUCUUUGUCUUCCAAACGUAGGGUAUAUCAUAUAUUGUCGGGUAGACAUUAUAGGUUGUAUCUAUCUAUAAUCAAACCAUCAGGGUGAAAGGCAAUUUUGCUUCCCACAUAGCGAGCACGUAGAACUGCACACACCAGUCAGUUGCUCUUAUACCAUGUAGAACUGCACACACCAAUCAAUUCGUGCAAAAGCAUGCUGAUGAGGAAAGGUGGGCUAUGCAUUUAUGCGUCAACAUACCACAUCAGGAAUAGAGAAAAAGAAUCAAACCUAAGGGAGUUCAAAGUAAUCAAGAUUUAUGGACCAGAAGCAAAUGGGGUAGCAUUCGUGUAGACAGUGCACCGUUCUAAACGAUGGCUCGAGAACCAACUGUACAUACGAAGGGAUAUUGGAAAGGACAUGCUAGUAUCGUGACCAGGAGCUGCUACAUCUUCGCCGGCAAGGAGGAGCUGCGUCCAUCUCGGGACAUUGCACCUUUGGAAUGAUAGAAGUACUGUGCUCAAGUAGUUAUGUUCUCAUGCCACGUGAUUUCCACUAUCAUGCUAAUCUCAUCCUUCACCAAAAUUCAUGGCAACAUGAUAGACUAGCUAGCAGCGACGAACUAUAAAUCUACGCCCCCAUUGGUAUUCUCACACGGUAUUGGCAUGUUCUAUUGUAUCAUAUUUUUUAAUCAAAAGUAAGAGGAUGUGAUUUAUAAGUGUGUUCUAUUACCUGGCAUGUACUUCUCUACAUGCAUCAACAAAAAUAUUCUCCAUCUUGCCAACUUAAUACGAAAUUUAGAUAAUUGGGAAUAGAAGAAGAUACAAUAGCCUGCUUGCUUCUUAUUUAUGUUGAGAAUUUCUCAAAGGUGCUGGCCAACUUGGAAUUCUUUUAUCAUAUGCCAUGUUAUAAAUAUACAGUUGUGAUUUCCUCUUAUAUUUUUUCAUCCUAUCAACUUAAAGAAAAAAGGAAACAAAAAACAAGACAUUUUGUUAUUUUUAAGUUUUUGUUACAAGGCUGCGGCACUUAUCAUGAUGUUAACAUAGAUGAAUCUUUAGAGUACAACAAUAGAGAUAUAUCAUGAUCCAAACUUUUCUAUACUGAGGCAUGGUGACUGAAACUUUUAAUCUUCCUCUUUGUAGUAUUCCCGCAAUCGAAUGUACUUACGUUCACAUCUAAUUAUCAUACAAAUAUACGCAAUACAAAAUUUUAUGUAGCCAAGACCAAAGACCU